Messenger RNA from Drosophila obscura, 3044 nucleotides. RefSeq names its product transforming growth factor-beta-induced protein ig-h3. Gene Ontology annotation, biological process: extracellular matrix organization; cell adhesion. Bases 145 to 2856 code for a protein of 903 amino acids. The transcript has 9 exons. The record is from RefSeq and is a predicted model, not a curated record. Gene Ontology annotation, molecular function: cell adhesion molecule binding. NCBI's taxonomy places the organism in Eukaryota, Metazoa, Arthropoda, Insecta, Diptera, Drosophilidae. Gene Ontology annotation, cellular component: extracellular matrix.
UAGUUUUCAAAACUCGGGACGACAACAUCCAUCGUCGGAUCUUCCACAGAAAAAUACCAAACCAAACCAAACCAUAUCAUAGCUCGUGAGUGAUUGACACCCCAAUUUAGCGGUUCAAAUCGUGAUAUUGUGAUAUCAAACAACAUGUUGAGACAGUGGGCUUGCCUGCUCCUGCUCGGGUCCAUCUCCAUCCAGGCGGUGCCCUUCUAUGGAGACUUUAUGCAACAUUUAACACACCCAUUGCCGCUGCAUCGCACUAUGUUCGCGCCCAUACCACUAGCACCGCUAGCACCGCUAGCACCACUCGAGCCACUCGAUCUGGAGCCCAUGCAUGCACAGGCCUCGCAGCGAGUGGCAAGUGUCUGGGGACAUGGUCCGCCCGGCCCCGUGCCGCUGGCCGCCCAGCGACCACAAUCUCACCUGUUGCCACUCUUCAGCAGCGGCAGUAGCUAUGACACUGAGUUCGUGCCCCUGGAGCAGCAGCAGCAGCAUCAACAGCCACAGGGACGUCAGGAUGUGGGACCAGCGCCUGGACCCGUUCCGCCAGCAGGUGGAGUGGAGCAGAAACCAUUCAAUGUGGACGCCAUCACCACGGAUGUGAAUGCCCCCAAUCCAGCCAUAUUCUUCCAGCAAUCGUUCCCCUUCUUUGGCAAUGAGUUCUUCAACUCAUUUGGCGGCUUGGGCUUCGGCACUGCACAGGAGCCCUGGUGGAAGGGUCCCAAUGUGUGCACCGAGAAAGAGGAAGGCGAGACAGUGGCCACAGAGACCGAGGCUGAUGAAACCGUCGCCACCUUUGGCCAGGAACGUGACGGCGUCAGCAGCGCUGUGCGAUCCCCACUCUUCGGUCAGUUCCAGUUCAGCGUAAACUCCUGCAUGGAGAAGCCCAACAAGCACGUCUGCACCAAGAUCGUCAAUCAAAAUGGCAAAAAGAAGACCCUGACGCUGACACGUCAGUGCUGCCAUGGCUAUGGACGCUCGAGGAACGCGGACUUUAGUACACCCUGCGAGAAGAUCGACAUCAAGGAUGUGGAGACCACGGCCAGCGACAUGGGAGCCAAGCAGUUCAUUGAGAGUGCCCGCAAAUCCGGAGAACUGGCCGACAUGCUGGGCCAGGGCAGUGGCAAGAUGGUGACCCUGUUUUUGCCCAAGGAUCAGGACUUUGUGGAGUACCAUGCCCAGCAGCCGCAGGAGAAUACCGUGGACCAAGCCAAUGCCGAUAAAUCGAAGGCCUCACCCAUCUACAAGCUGCAUGCAGUGCUCGGAGAAUUCCAGCUGGAGGAUGUGCCCAACGAGCAGCUGCUGCAGACGGAGGUGCCGGACCAGAAGAUCCGCAUCAAUAGCUACCAGCUACCACCAGCGCUGGGCCUCGAACCCUAUCGCUAUUCCGCCAACUGUGUGCCAAUCGAUAAGCACGACAAGCUCUCCGAGCAGGCACUCGUCCACACCCUGAGGGGAAUGCUGCAGCCCCUGACCAAGAACGUGAUGGAUAUCAUUCGCGAGCGUCCCGAUAUGUCUAUAAUGCGCACAGUUCUGGAGAAGACCAACCUGAGUGCCAUGCUGGAGGGCGAGAAGCCAGUGACCAUCUUUGUGCCCACCGAUGGGGCCUUCGACAAGCUGGAGCCGCAUCUGCGACGUGCCCUGAAGGAGGGACGUGGCUGUGCUUCGAACAUCCUCAAGAACCACAUGCUGGACCUUACCUUCUGCUCGCUGGCUACGGUUCCCGGUGCCAAGACGACGGCCUUCAAUCUGUUGGGUGAACCUCUGCUGCUCAAUCGCACGCAGCGCGCCGAGAAUCAGACUGAACCAUCUUCGAUCUUCAUCAAUAAUGUGGCCAAGAUAAUGGAAGCGGACAUUAUGGGCACGAAUGGCGUGCUCCAUGUGAUCGAUACCAUUCUGCCCACGGAGACGGCCCUGCCCAUGACCACUCUGAUAGCGCAGAAGAAUCUGACGAUCUUCAAGCAGCUGCUGGAGGCCUCUGGCUACGACGAUCAGUUCGAUGAUCUGGACAAUGCCACGAUCUUUGCGCCCACAGACAAGGCGCUGCAGAACACCGAGUGGGCCCGCCUGCUGAGGGAGCAGCCCGAAGUGCUUAACCACAAUCUGGAUCUGUUGGAGUUCCUCAACUAUCAUGUCGUCAAGCCCAUGAUCAAGACGUGCGAUCUGUCCGAGAAGUCCCUGCCCACGAUGGCCGGCUCCAAUGUCCGUCUGAAUCUGUACUCCACCCAUGCUCUCUUCUCGGAUGUGAUGAAUCGCGCCACCGUCAACUGUGCCCGUCUGGUGCACUUCGAUGACGAGAGCUGUGGCUCGGUGCUGCACCAGCUGGAUCGUCCACUGACGCCACCCAAGAAUAACAUGCUCAAGGUGCUGGAGGCCAAUCCGAGCUACAGCAAGUUCUUGGAACUGGUGCGCAAGGCCAAUCUGACCCAACUGCUGUCCAACGAUUCGAAUAGCUAUACCCUGCUGGUGCCCAAGAACGAUGUCUUCGAGGAGUUCAGCGAGUCGGGAGAGUCCCUCAAGCCCGCGGCCCAAACCCAAGCCGAACUGGUGGCCAUGGUCAAGACGCACAUUGUCGAGGAUGUUGUCUGCUGUGCUGGCAUCAUACCCACCAAUUGGCCCUUUGUGCGCUCCAUCGAAUCGAUUGGGGGUCAGCAUUUGCGCAUCACUCGCGAUCGUCGGCCCAAGAUCGAGAAUGCCGGCGUCACCAAGUGCGAUGUGGUGGCCACCAAUGGCAUUCUCCACGAGAUCAAUGACAUUAUUGUGCCGAGGCCACCGCGCGCCCAGCAGCAGCAGCGACCCCAGCUGAUCCCGCCAGGCGCUGGCUAUCAGCCACAGGGCGACUUCGAUGUCUUCUUCUGAGCGGAGCAAUGAUUCGCUGAUGAUCGCUCCCUUUCCACUAUCUCAAGCACAUAUAUGAUCGUAUACAUAUAUAUAAAGUAUAUAUUUAUAUUAACUCUUAACGAUUUGAUUUGUCAAUUGAUCGGCAUUCGCCCCAAAAGCUAUGACUUCACUCUGAUAAAUAAAAGAAAAAAAUAGUAUUAAAAAAA